This is a messenger RNA of Helianthus annuus (common sunflower), 1321 nucleotides long. RefSeq names its product GDSL esterase/lipase At5g33370. Lineage: Eukaryota; Viridiplantae; Streptophyta; Magnoliopsida; Asterales; Asteraceae. The transcript is spliced from 5 exons. Gene Ontology annotation, molecular function: hydrolase activity, acting on ester bonds. The record is from RefSeq and is a predicted model, not a curated record. The coding region runs from base 81 to 1196 and encodes 371 amino acids.
UAUAAAACCCCAUCAUAUGUUUCAUCCACAAACCACGGCCAUAAAGUUUUGUUUUCACUAUUUCUAAAAUUAACUCACUCAUGGCAGUCUCUUUUGGUUCCACAAGUCAUGUUGUGCUCACUUUUUACCUACUAUCCACAUUGGGGCUGUUUGCUCCUCAGGCCGAAGCUGCACCGCGUGCUUUUUUCGUGUUUGGAGACUCAUUAGUUGACAGUGGCAACAACAAUUACUUGGCUACCACUGCCCGAGCGGAUGCACCACCUUAUGGUAUUGAUCACCCGAGUCAUCGAGCCACUGGACGGUUCUCCAAUGGCCUCAACAUACCCGACCUCAUCAGUCAACGCAUCGGCUCUGAACCCACAUUGCCGUACUUGAGCCCCGAGCUCACUGGGGAAAAACUUCUCCGCGGUGCCAACUUUGCAUCAGCUGGAGUUGGAAUAUUGAAUGACACCGGAGUCCAAUUUGUGAACAUAAUAAGGGCACCAGUACAACUUGACUACUUUAAGCAAUACCAACAACGAGUUAGUGCACUCUUAGGGCCCGAAUACACGAAACAACUUGUAAACAAUGCACUCUUUCUCGUAACACUCGGUGGCAAUGACUUUGUUAAUAACUAUUACUUAGUCCCAUUAUCGGCACGCUCCCGUCAAUAUAAACUCCAAGAUUAUGUCCCUUUUAUCAUAUCUGAAUACAGAAAGAUUUUAUUGAGGCUUUAUGACUUGGGAGCACGGAGGGUGCUAGUGACAGGAACCGGUCCAUUAGGGUGCGUGCCAGCAGAACUGGCUCAGCAUAGUAGAAACGGUGAAUGUGUAGCCGAGCUUCAAUACGCUGCAUCUUUAUUCAACCCACAAUUAGACGAUAUGCUUACUAGUCUUAAUCAAGAACUUGGUAGUCAUGUGUUUGUUGGUGUAAACACAAGGCAAAUGCACAAUGAUUUCAUGAGCAAUCCAGGAGCUUAUGGAUUUGUUACUGCAAAAAUAGCAUGUUGCGGACAAGGGCCAUACAAUGGGAUCGGACUAUGUACCCCAAUGUCGAACGUAUGCCCAAACAGGGAUGUUUAUGCGUUUUGGGAUGCAUUCCAUCCGUCUGAGAAGGCAAGCAGACUUAUUGUGGAACAGAUUAUGAGUGGAACAACUGAGUACAUGAAACCCAUGAAUCUAAGUACCAUUUUGGCUAUAGAUUCUAAUCAGCUUUAGCUAUUGGUAUUGUGUGUAUCCAAACAGAUAUUCCAUAACCACAAAUUAAUGUCUGUGUUUUCUUGGAUUUGUGUUUCUGGAUGGUCUAUUAUCUUGAUUAAGGAUGCUUCUUGUUCUGAUCUUAA